Molecule: messenger RNA, 1449 nt
Organism: Rhinolophus ferrumequinum (greater horseshoe bat)
Lineage: Eukaryota; Metazoa; Chordata; Mammalia; Chiroptera; Rhinolophidae
Gene: SERPINA1
Product: serpin family A member 1
Exons: 5
Coding region: 113-1363 (416 amino acids)
Biological process (GO): negative regulation of endopeptidase activity
Molecular function (GO): serine-type endopeptidase inhibitor activity
Source: RefSeq, a predicted model, not a curated record
CAGCCUCCCCCAUCGCGCCUCUGGGUCCACUGCUUAAAUACAGACGAGGACAGGGCUCUGUCUCCUCAGCCUUGGUCACCAGCCCCGGCCCAGGACAGUGAAUCGUAAGACAAUGCCAUCCUCCAUCACGUGGGGCCUCCUCCUGCUGGCAGGCCUGUGCUGCCUGGUCCCUGGCUCCCUGGCUGAGGGUCUCCAGGGCGACGGUGUCCAGGAGACUAAUGCAUCCAAGCUCUGUGACCAGCCGGCCAGCCACAGGAUUGCCCCGAACCUGGCAGACUUCGCUUUCAGCCUCUACCGCCUGGUGGCCCAUCAGUCCAAGUCCAACAUCUUCUUCUCCCCAGUGAGCAUCGCUGCAGCCUUGGCAGUGCUCUCCCUGGGGACCAAGGGGGAAACUCACACCCAGAUCCUGGAGGGUCUAGGUUUCAACCUCACCGAGAGAGCAGAGGCCGAUAUCCACGAAGGCUUCCAGAAUCUCCUCCACACCCUCAACCAGCCAGACAACCAGCUGCAGCUGACCACCGGUAAUGGCUUGUUCAUCAGCGAGAAGGCGAAGCUAGUGGAUAAGUUUUUGGAGGACAUCAAGAAACUGUACCACUCAGAAGCCUUCUCCAUCAACUUCCAGGAUUCCGAGGCAGCCAAGAAACGGAUCAACGAUUAUGUAGAGAAGGGCACCCAAGGAAAAAUUGUGGAUCUGGUCACAGAGCUUGACAAAAACACAGUUUUUGCCCUGGUGAAUUACAUCUUCUUUAGAGGCAAAUGGGAGAAGCCCUUCGAGGUUGACCAGACCGUUGAGGAGGACUUCCAUGUGGACGCGGGCACCACGGUCAAGGUGCCCAUGAUGAAGCGCCUGGGCAUGUUUGACAUGCACCGCUGUGACACGCUGUCCAGCUUGGUGCUGCUCAUGGACUACGUGGGCAAUGCCACCGCCUUCUUCAUCCUGCCGGACGAGGGGAAAAUGGAGCAUAUGGAGAGCAACCUCACCAAGGAGGCCCUCACCAAUUUCCUGAAGAAGAGAAACGUGAGGUCUGCCAGUUUACAUUUGCCUAAACUGUCCAUUUCUGGAACCUACGAUCUGCAAACCCUCUUGGGCAACCUGGGCAUCACCAGGGUCUUCAGCAACGGGGCUGACCUGUCCGGGAUCAGUGAGGACACACCCCUGAAGCUGUCCAAGGCCCUACAUAAGGCUGUGCUGACCAUCGACGAGAAAGGGACAGAAGCUGCUGGUGCCACAUUUAUGGAAGCCAUUCCAAUGUCCAUUCCCCCAACUGUUGAGUUUAACAGGCCCUUCGUCACCAUCAUCUACGAUAAAAACACCAAGAGUCCCCUCUUUGUAGGAAAAGUGGUGAACCCUACCCAAAAGUAACUGCCUGUCUGGUUCAGCCCUCCCCUCCGAGCUCAGGUCCCCUUCCUAGAUGACAAUAAAGAAUGACUGGCCCGGCCAAACUUGAG